Messenger RNA from Eruca vesicaria subsp. sativa (arugula), 312 nucleotides. The record is from the annotation of a GenBank genome assembly. NCBI's taxonomy places the organism in Eukaryota, Viridiplantae, Streptophyta, Magnoliopsida, Brassicales, Brassicaceae.
AUGAAGAGUUGCAACUCUAGAAAGCUCUUUUUUAUUCUCUCUAUAAAGUGGAAUCUCUACCGUCUCCUAUCAAAAUAUCUUUCUCUCCAGUUUUCUCUCAGCAAACCAGAAGAAAACGCUUUGAGGUUCCAUGAAGCCGUCCUUGCGAAGUAUGAUGCUGAGGUGGAGGUGUAUCGCAUUGCUGGUAAACUUGAACUCUUUGAAGACCUCUUCAACGAUGGCGUUAUGAACCAUGUGAAGGAAAAGUUGGAAACGGAACUUGCUCUUGCAUAUGCCCGUCUUUCUGAUGUGAAGGUUCCCAAUUUCGAUUGA